Amphiprion ocellaris (clown anemonefish) is the source of this 3641-nucleotide messenger RNA. It is a transcript of the gene mych, whose product is annotated as myelocytomatosis oncogene homolog. Gene Ontology annotation, biological process: positive regulation of cell population proliferation; regulation of transcription by RNA polymerase II. The coding region runs from base 226 to 1347 and encodes 373 amino acids. Gene Ontology annotation, molecular function: protein dimerization activity; DNA-binding transcription factor activity, RNA polymerase II-specific; RNA polymerase II cis-regulatory region sequence-specific DNA binding. Lineage: Eukaryota; Metazoa; Chordata; Actinopteri; Pomacentridae. The record is from RefSeq and is a predicted model, not a curated record. The transcript has 3 exons.
UACUCUGUCUGAUCGUAGCGGAGGAAGAAAAGAAGAAAACGGAGAUACACACAAUGCUUCCCUGUUCUAACUUUAAUUUUACACGAAGAAAGUCAGAAUCAAACAGAAAUCUGUAGUUUCUUUUCUCUCGCCGUGGACUUAAUUGGAUAUUUCGGACAUAUUUCUGCUCUUCUUCCUUGUGAAUUCCUUCUCCUUUAAGGACGGUUAAAGAUUCUGCAGUCAAACAUGUUGCAAAGUUUCUCUCAGUCGCAGGACUGGCUUUACUCAGAGCCGCUGCUGUUUGACGAUGAGUUCUGCCAGAGUUUGAUGAAGGACCUCCAGUCGCUGCCGACUCCUCCUCAGUCUCCCCCCAUGAAGGCAGGGCUCUGUGACAGCAAGCCCCUGUCCAAGGAGGACCAGCUGAGCUAUGUGUCAGACAUUCUUCUGGAGGACCACGACAUGCAGCUCAACUGGAACUGUGACUUCUUCCACUCCGAUGCUGCAGAGAAGGAGGGUGAACCCAGUCAACCCUGCUCCCCUCUGGACGAGGGCGGCGAGGACUGCCUGUGGCGGUGCUUGGCAUCGGACAAGAGUCUGGAGGAGAAGCUGGUCUCCACCAUGCUUGGCUCGAGCCCGCUGCUGUCGGACAUCGACACCAGCAUCUUUGAGGAGAUUGCAGGCUCCACACUUGACUGCCAGAAUCUGAUGGAUGCUCAGGAGCCAAGCGAGGCCACUUCAGACUAUGGAUCAACUGGUGGCGAGUUGUCCACAUAUUCAUCCAGUGACUCUGAGGAGGAAAUUGACGUGGUGACAGUUGUGCGCUGUUCCUCCAGCCCCUCCCCUCUGCCCUCACUGGCGGACAUGACUGUCCGCCAGCAGAAGCAAGAGGAAGAACAGCGAGCUCUCCAACGUCACCACUUUGAGAUCCAGCUGCAGCACAACUACGCGGCUCCCUGCCCUGCCUCACCACCACCUUCAUCCAACAAGCGCUCCAGAGGGAGUGACGGCACAUUGCGCUUCCACCACUCAUCCCGCAGCUCGUCGUCUUCUUCGUCAUCGUCGUCGUCACGGUACCACCACUUGUCAAGAAACUCAACAGAGACUGAGGAUGAGGAGGAGCGGCGACGGACGCACAACGUGAUGGAGCGACAGCGCCGCAACGAACUGAAGAACUGUUUCAUGCGCUUGCGUGACAACGUGCCUGAGCUGUCACACAAUGACAAGGCAUCCAAAGUGGUGAUCCUGAAGAAGGCCAGGGACUGCAUCUAUGGCCUGGAGGGUGAGGGCCACAGACUGCAAGCCAAGAGAGACAAACUUAAAGCCAAACAGGAAGAGCUGAAAGCCAGGCUCGCGGCGCUCCACAGCUAAUGGAGCUUCGGUGUUAAAGACAUUGUGGGGGAGUGAGGGAGGAGGGUGGACGAGGGAAAAGACUUUGUACAAAGAUAGGGGCAUGGGUGGGGUUAAAGGAUGGCUCAUCGUGCUGUAAAGAGCACACAAAAUGUCACAUUUUAAAGACUUUAUGGUAUCAAUAGGUCUGGACUGUGUUUUCUCUCAAACACACACAGUUUCCCUGGACAUUGAACACAACACACUCAUUGCCUCAGAGUUGAUCAUUCUCAUGCCUUGACUGCUGACUGUUGUAGAGUGUAGGGUGUUUUUUAAAAGAUAAAAGAAAGAUGGAGUGUGCAGACUUUUUUGUUGUUGUUUUUGUUUUGUUUUAGCUGAAUGCACACUGAAAGAUAAGGACAAUAUCAUCUGUUAUUGUUGUUUUUUUGGCUCAUUACAUCUGAGUCUUUACUUUGAGGAUGCCAAAUGGCACAGAUUCAAGUGAAAUAAGCCAGAAGUUCCUGUUGGUCCAAACAAUGAGAAGCCAGAAUUGUUCAGUGUUGAGCAGUUGAAUGAAACUUGAAUGUUGUUUUCAGGAUGUCUUGUAGCCAUAUUAACCAGUGAUCCCUCCACUCUGACAGGUGUUUGAUGGUGGCGUUGACGUUAUUUGGACAACUGUACAUCUGUUAAAUUCCAGUUCUAGUGCUGUUUGAUCAGGAUGAAGCUUCUUCAGUGUGCGUUCAGCCUGUCUGACCUCAGGCGGAUCCAUGGGCCCAACGCUGCUCUGUUACCAGGGUAGUAUGUAUUAAUGACAAUAAUGUAUUGACCAGCUUUGAUACUGUUGACAUAACAAUGCGCAGCCUCAGUUCAGUUCACCAUCAGUUGUGUGUGUGUGUGUGUUUGUGUGUGUGUGUGUGUUUGUGUGUGUGUGUGCGUGCGUGCGUGCGUGCGUGUGUGUGUGCGCGUGCGUGCUUUCUUGAGUUGAUUUCUGUAUAAAGAAUUGUUUGAGUUCAAAGGUAGCCAUAUUAAACAGCAUUCAGGUUUUGUGGAGAGUGAACUGUAAGCUGCGCUACUGUAGCAAAGCAGCCAAAGUUGGCACAGAAAACCUUGUCACAACAUUUUAUUCUUGCAUGUCGUGGCAUAUUAUUUAAAGGUUCUGGUUGGAGGAUGCUGAAACAGCAGCAAUACUAUGACAAUUAGUUUUGUUACUCAUGGAAUAGUCACUUGUGACUAUUCCAUGAGUAACAAAACACUCAUAUGUGUCAGUAAAUAAAUAUCAUUGUGAUUCAUUAGUCAGUGGCCAUUGUUGUACGCCUGCUAAAAGUAACUGGGAUAAGUUUUUUCAGAACAAGACAUCUUUUUUGAUAAGAUCCUUGAGUAUCUUGUAUUUCAGCUACAAUUUUAUCUCACUUUGUGCACAGAUUCGACAACAAAAUGUUUUUUUCAUGAAACUGCUUUUUACAUUAACAAGGGCCGCUGACUUUGACCAACAUUCCUGUGUUGCAAACGAUGAAUUACUUUCACUGGUAUUGUUUUAUGCCCAGUUGAACUCACAUGGAGACAAAGUGGCCGCUGAAGAGAGCUGUAACACCAAGUAAUAUCUUAGGACUGUACAAAGUAACGUUUAUGGCUGUAUGUGUUCAUCAGGAGCCUGGAUUAUUUAAAUAUCAGGCAUUUUUGUAGAACGUGUACUUGCCACUGUUAUCCCUUAUGCUGUUUAUAAUGAAAUGUGCAAAUGGAAAAACAUGGGCACAUGGUUAUCAAAUGUCUUAAUGCAUCUUGUUUUUUAUUAAGAGUUCUUCCUCCUUGAGUCUAAGAAGACUUAACAGAAACUGGUUUGUAGGAAUGAGAAUAGAGGAUUUUGCUAUUUUAAGAACCUGCUUUGCCUUGAAAUGCAUUUUGUUCAGUACUCCUUGUCUCCUUUGUUUGAUUAUGUUGCUGUCUCGUGAAAAUGUUGUCUUCUUUCAACGACAGGUAGUUUUUCAGGGAAGCUUAAAAUCCUUUUUCUCCUCAUCUUUGUUUAAAUUUUCAUUUUGUCGUGGUUCAGUCAGAUAACUGCCUUCUGAGGAUGCAGUGAAGUUUUAACAAGACAGCAGGGAUGAUUUCUUUCUUUUAUUUUUGUAAACUUAGCAAACCUACCUCUGCCUGGCUACAGUCGGGGCUGUAAUGUUUUUUUUCUGUGUGUUUUAAACAUUGUACAAAUUAUUUUUUUUUAAAUGUAAAUACUUUUCUUAUUGUAUCAUAAAUUAUUUUAGUCUUUUAUUCUUUGUUCAUUUGAAUUUGUGGAAUUUAAAAGAAAGCACUUUUAUAAUAUGUAAUUAAAAGUGAAAAUGAGA